AUGGAAUCGCUACUUUUUACCCUGGUAACCUUCCUAUUGGCCUUUCAUGGUGUAACGCUCGUGAAAGCCGGUCUCUAUGUCGUAGAACCGUUCAGCGGCUCCACCUGCCAUGGCGGUGAGCCCUGCACUGUAACUUGGUUGGACGAUGGACGAGCUCCAUUACUAUCUGCCAUCGGCGUUGUCACUGUUGGACUCUAUACUGGUGACCAGCAACUUGUCCAAAGAUUGAAGCCAGUUGACGUGAGCGCCGUCCGUUCGCUCACUUUCACUCCCAAUCCUGCUGCGGGACCCGACUCCGAUGCCUAUUACAUCGCGUUCACGUCUGUGGAGUUGAUGGUUAAUGAGACGGGCCCUUACACGUCGUGGUCUCCUUGGUUCCGUCUUGAUCGUAUGACGGGCUCCUUUGAGGAACCAUUACCCUCUGCCGUCGAAUCGAUACCCGUCCCCUCUUCUCUGACAACCCCUCGUCCGUCUACGACCGUUCUAUCGACUAUCACUGUUGGUGCACCUUCCCCAACUGCACCUACGACGAGUGACUCCUUCACUUCUACACCCGUUCCUCCGUCGGAUCCUGAACCAACGCCAUCGCCUUCUCCAGAAGAAGAACUUCCACCUCCAUCCCCUUCGUCGAGCUCAUCGUCAUUGCCUACGUCUUCAGGGUUCAUUACUUCCAGGAUUCCAGCUCCCACAACCGCUUCCUCUGCGUCUGAAGAAGCCUCGUCCGCCCCUUCUGCUGGAAGCGCAAGAUCCAGUUCGACACCAGCUUCAGCAUCUUCAGCAACAGAACCGGCACCUACCAGCGAUUCUAUCGAGGAGAGCUCUGCUAUCUUCACAACUGCACCCGUGCGGUUGUCGUUGUUAGCCAGCCUGGCCGUCUUGCUUGUUUUCUAA
Coprinopsis cinerea okayama7#130 is the source of this 891-nucleotide messenger RNA. RefSeq lists its product as hypothetical. Gene Ontology annotation, biological process: cell wall biogenesis; (1->6)-beta-D-glucan biosynthetic process. NCBI's taxonomy places the organism in Eukaryota, Fungi, Basidiomycota, Agaricomycetes, Agaricales, Psathyrellaceae. The record is from RefSeq and is a predicted model, not a curated record. The coding region runs from base 1 to 891 and encodes 296 amino acids. The transcript is spliced from 6 exons.